AUGGAGCAUAUCGUCCGAGCCAUCGUCACCGGCUCCAAGGUAUUCGGACGAGCAGCCUCUGCAUCGCUGAAACAAGCCCAAGCAGCCUCGAAAUACGCCAAAGCCCAAGCUCAAAACAAUCCCAACGCUGCGCACACCUUUGCCUCCCAUGGUCUGACGCUGGAAGAAGCGUGCAAGAUCCUGAACGUCAAGCCGCCACAGCAGGGGAAAGCGAAUAUGGAGGAGGUCGCCGAGAGGUUCAAGCGCUUAUUCGAUCAGAAUGAACCGAAGAAUGGUGGGAGCUUCUAUUUGCAGAGCAAGAUUUUACGGGCGCGGGAGAGGAUAGAGAGCGAGGUGCGGCAGGCGGAAGAGGAGGCGAGUCGGGAAGCGGAGCUGAAGGAAGGGUGGAAGCCGAAAGUGUUCAAAAACCGGUAG
Lachnellula hyalina is the source of this 414-nucleotide messenger RNA. It is a transcript of the gene pam16, whose product is annotated as Mitochondrial import inner membrane translocase subunit. NCBI's taxonomy places the organism in Eukaryota, Fungi, Ascomycota, Leotiomycetes, Helotiales, Lachnaceae. Gene Ontology annotation, cellular component: TIM23 mitochondrial import inner membrane translocase complex. Bases 1 to 414 code for a protein of 137 amino acids. The transcript has 2 exons. The record is from RefSeq and is a predicted model, not a curated record. Gene Ontology annotation, biological process: protein import into mitochondrial matrix.